Molecule: messenger RNA, 1974 nt
Organism: Phytomonas sp. Hart1
Lineage: Eukaryota; Euglenozoa; Kinetoplastea; Trypanosomatida; Trypanosomatidae
Source: the annotation of a GenBank genome assembly
AUGUCUAGGGUACCUAUUUUUCCGAUUUUUGUCCUUACAUUCUUGUUGUUCGUGUCAGGUGUGACUUCAAGAAGCGUAGUGAAUGGGGUUCUGCCAGCCACGUACAUGGUUGAGCCCCUACUGGAGGAAUUCAAUACAUCAGACAUCUGCCCGGCGCCGACCGUUUUAUUUUGGCUCGGCGCCUCGUUUAAGGUGUGGACGCGGCUACACUCCUUUAGCUGCCCUGCACAAAAUAUUGCUGGUGCCGUUUCCGCCGGCCAGGCGGGCUGGGAUACCUAUGAUACAGAGGAGGAAGAGGAAGUGAUGCGAUCCACUCACGUGAACUUACUUCGAAGGAUUCACUCAAUGGUCCCCGAUCCCCAAUAUUUUCUCCGUCUGUACGAACCUCGCCAUGCACUAGCAAUACUGUCACUUAUACCUGAAAUUGAAAUGUGGGUAAGGUCAAAUCGAAGCAUCGGCAUGCAUCCAUUUACAUACCAGCAUGUCAUUUCUCAGAUAGAAGCCUUCACGAAUGAAACGAUCGCUUCGCUUCUAGACCCUAUGGCUGCCAAUUUCAGUGUUGAUGGGUUGAAUUCAUCUCAGAACCAUCCAAGUGAGGUAUACUGCGAAAGCGCUGAGAGGUGCUUUUUGGAGAAGACCGCGCCGUUGUACGCCCAGCAUGCUCGCAACGUCCUCGCACAGAAGCCCUGGCUGAUUGUGAAGGAUUCUGUCUUUCAGAAGGCACUUUCGAUCUAUCAGGCCCACGUCUAUCGCGGAACCAUCGUUCGCAGCUUUUCGUUUCCUACAUUCUCGAAGGCCCGCGUGGAGCAUCUUUUGCGGCUCGUCCAGUGCCUGUGGGACCGUGUGGAGGAGAAGCUUGAGCAGCAAUCGACGCGGUCGCCGCUUCUUCCCGGGAUCGAUUUGGAUGAAGUGAUCGGGCCGCCUCAGCCGAUUCCCAACCCCACAACCGGCGUGUGGUCAUCUCGGCUUACGCCGCCUCCAAAAGUGCAGGUGGCGAUCCCAACCCACAAACGUUAUCGGCAUCAUCCGUGGAAACCAAUCCUGCCCACCGCUGUGGUUUAUCGGUACUCGGAUAAGUGUAAAUGGUGCGAUACGUACGGAGUGGCGUUCGAUCUACUCCCGGCGAUUUACCGACGGAUUUGUGAGCACGGACACCGCAGUGUGGUGAGCUGCAGCCCUAUCAUACUUUUCAUACGGAUGCAGGAAACUCGUGUGUUUAGCCGUCUGCCCAAUAUUUUGGUGUACUCGCGUUCCACACACUUAAGACUUUGGGACGAGGAGCUUUUAUCUAGUCAAUGGAGUUGGAGAGCCCGAGAAAAGAACAGAAGGGGCGAUCAUGAAAGAAACAGAAAUAGCAUCGAUGCCGAAGAUCUAUUAGACUACAUGGAUAUCGACGAACUUCGUGAAUUUCUUCGUCAGCCUGAUGACUUUAGGGGAGUGUCUUUGCCUCAUUUGUACCGUAAAAAUCCAGAGAUCAACAGCGUAAUUUUAUCUAUCCUCAUGACGCUUGUUAAACAUGGAAGUAUCCAGCUUCGUUUGCUUUCACCGGAAGAAUUAUCAGAAAUUCGUAAAUCCAAUCAAGAAUCUAUGGAGAACGAAGAAAAACUUAAACAAAGUAAUAUAGGAGCAUCCUUUGAGGAGGACAGCCCUAAUAGAUCAUUCCCUUCUAAGAAUGUGGAGCUCCCCAAAAAGGUUAAAAAUGUGGCCACCAUUGACAAGUGCCUAAAUAGCCUCAUCGAGUAUCAUAUGAAUGAAAUGUACGGCAACAGCUCACAAUCAGAUGCAGGAAAUAAAAUCAAAAAUCAAAAAAGCGCUAUCUCGUUCCAUUCGAGACAUUCUUCUUGGCAUGAGUUGGUAUGGUCACAAAUGAAAAAACCUUAUGAACACGUUCAACUUUUUUAUGUUAUAUUGCUGAUUCUGCUUGUCAUAGAACAAUACCGAUGGAACCGACACCAGAAGGACAAAGUUUGGUAA